UUUAGGUAAAGUAAUUAGAAAAAGUAAUUGGAGUAUCUGAUCAUUCCCCAAGCUGAAGAUCAAAUCGCCAAACGAAAAAAAGCCAAUUUUCCAUCAAUGCGACGAGAAGAAAGAAGACGAAAGUUCCGUGAAGCUGUUCUCGAUACGCUUUAUCCUGCAACGUCACCACAACCGGAGUACGACAAGGAGCCGGCGUCUGGACCAGGUGAAUUGUUUGAUGCGGAAGCUAUAGACCCAGAUGAUUUUGUAAAGGGCGAUAUCUGUACAAACGACGAUGAAACCGAGCAUCAAAAUCUGAGUAGAGCCCAGAGGAAGAGACUUCGCAAGAAGAAGCUCAAGGAAGAAGCUUCUCGUCGCGGUAAGCUUAUUGGCCCUCUGUUACCUUCAUCAACCAGCAAUGAUGGCGGCCCGAGCGACAUAGCUGGAAACGAGUCUCAAUCUAUUCGAGAAAAUGCGGAUGAGGAACAUGAUGGUCCACAAUCUGUUCGACAAAAUGCUAGCGAGAAGCCAGAAGAGAAAGAUGGGUGUAGUAAUCAGAACAAGCUGAAGCAGAGGAGAAUGGCUAAGAGGCUUGCCAAAGAAAGAGCUGAAAAUUGCGGUCAAGAAGAAAGCUUCAAGUCCUUUGAAGCAGAAAUUUGUGACCAAAAAAAUUUGGAGCUUCCCAGUGCAGAAAAUGCUCAACAAGAUCUAUCAGUUAUUAAAUUUGAUAGUUAAAAGAAAUGAUUUUCUUAAGAGUUGGUGUAAAAUGCCCUUCCGCUCCCUUGUUCUCUGUUUUGUCCCAAAGUUGUUACCUUUCUUGUUUUUAUCUUUUGGAGAUUUUGUAAACAAAAGGGUUAAAAUUUCAUUAAACAUUUCUUAUGACUGACAAGAUGGUCGACCACUUACGAUUGUCAUUUGAGAAACUCACUUGAAAAUGUAAAAACUUCGCGAGUUAAAGUUCGAAGAAAUUGUCCGUUGUUAAAAGACAGAUGAAAAUUGAAAUAUGUAAUUAUAAA
This is a messenger RNA of Carica papaya (papaya), 995 nucleotides long. RefSeq lists its product as uncharacterized. Lineage: Eukaryota; Viridiplantae; Streptophyta; Magnoliopsida; Brassicales; Caricaceae. The record is from RefSeq and is a predicted model, not a curated record.